This is a messenger RNA of Alosa sapidissima (American shad), 5320 nucleotides long. It is a transcript of the gene galnt1, whose product is annotated as UDP-N-acetyl-alpha-D-galactosamine:polypeptide N-acetylgalactosaminyltransferase 1. The coding region runs from base 843 to 2516 and encodes 557 amino acids. Gene Ontology annotation, cellular component: Golgi apparatus. The record is from RefSeq and is a predicted model, not a curated record. NCBI's taxonomy places the organism in Eukaryota, Metazoa, Chordata, Actinopteri, Clupeiformes, Clupeidae. The transcript has 14 exons.
UCGUCACAGAUAUCAGCGCGAGCGGCGGCGACAGUGCAAGAUCCAGCCCGGAGCCAAGCGAAGCUCACGCGGCCUCACUGAACCCUAUUCUCCGCCAAUUUACACCAUAAUCAUAAAACAACGGGACGGGCCGCUAGUGCACUGUGAGUAGGAAACGCCAUUUACCACACAAACAAGUCGGCCUGUGUAGGUUUCGGACUGCACGUUUAACGGAACAUUGACUGGGGAUUAUUUUCUUCGGUACGGUUAAGUGAAGAGAAGACCUACCUUUCAGAAGACCUGGUUCCGCGCAAGGGUUCGCAACAAUUUGUACCAGUCAAUUAUAGCGAGAAGCUCUUGCGGGCAGCUACCAAUGUUUGCAGAUAUCCUUUCUUCCUCCAUUUGAACUGACGCCGGAAGAUCUGGGAAUACCAAUUCUGUUCACCGUUUACGUGUGUUCAAAAGGAACUGUUUCUUCCCCUGAUUUGGUCGCUCCUCGUUCCACUACAUCAAGAGACACAGGGAUUGCUUGCGGACGGAAUGCGCCUCUCCUAGAAGUAGUUUAAUCGUGUUGAAGAACGACUGAAUUCGUGUUAUCUUCCAAAAGGGGGCAUGUCGAACUAAGGCCUCAGAAGUGGGAUCGCUCGAGCUCCUCCUGUCAGCUGGAGCUCCCCCGUGAUUGGACGGGAGACCAGUUUGCUCCGCCCACCCCAUACACACCUGAGCACGCAUGGAAGAACAAGAGCAGGAAGCUAGUGAGCCAUGACAGGCAGCAGUUGGACAGCGGCCCCAGAAAUAGGAGUGACACCAUCUGAAGCCUUCAACAGCUCAGUGCACUUCUAAAGAAGAGAGGAGGAGAGAGGAUGAGGAGGUUUGCCUACUGUAAGGUGGUGUUAGCCACAUCCCUGGUGUGGGUGAUGCUGGACAUGUUCAUCCUGCUCUACUUCAGCGAGUGCAGCAAGUGUGAUGACAAGAAGGAGCGAGGACUACCUGGGAGAGAGUCGGUGGUGCAGAGGUCCCAUGAUGGUCCAGGGGAGAUGGGCAAGGCGGUGGUCAUCCCCAAGGACCAGCAGGAGAAGAUGAAGGAGAUGUUCAAAAUCAACCAGUUUAACCUGAUGGCCAGCGAACUCAUCGCCCUCAACCGCUCCUUACCAGACGUCAGGCUAGAGGGGUGUAAGAAUAAGCUGUAUCCUGAUGAUCUCCCUCGCACAAGUGUGGUGAUUGUGUUUCACAAUGAGGCCUGGACCACCCUACUGCGCACCGUUCACUCUGUCAUCAACCGGUCACCACGGAAACUACUGGAGGAGAUCGUGCUGGUGGAUGAUGCCAGCGAAAGAGACUUCCUGAAGCGUCCGCUGGAGCAGUAUGUGCGUAAGCUGGAGGUUCCGGUGCGGGUGGUGCGGAUGGAGCAGCGCUCUGGCCUGAUCCGGGCGCGGCUGCGCGGGGCAGCGCUCUCCACCGGCCAGGUCAUCACCUUCCUGGACGCCCACUGUGAGUGCACCACCGGCUGGCUGGAACCCCUGCUGGUGCGCAUCAAAAUGGACAGGAGGACAGUGGUGUGUCCCAUCAUUGACGUGAUCAGUGAUGACACAUUCGAGUACAUGGCCGGCUCUGACAUGACCUACGGAGGCUUUAACUGGAAGCUGAAUUUCCGCUGGUACCCAGUGCCCCAGAGAGAGAUGGACAGGAGGAAAGGGGACAGGACCCUGCCAGUCAGGACUCCCACCAUGGCUGGGGGCCUGUUCUCCAUAGACAGAGAUUACUUCCAGGAGAUUGGCACUUAUGACGCUGGCAUGGACAUCUGGGGUGGAGAGAACCUGGAGAUAUCCUUCAGGAUCUGGCAGUGUGGUGGGACACUGGAAAUCGUGACCUGUUCUCACGUUGGUCACGUGUUCCGUAAGGCCACACCUUAUACAUUCCCUGGCGGAACUGGACAGAUCAUCAACAAGAACAACAGACGGCUGGCCGAGGUGUGGAUGGACGAGUUCAAGAACUUCUUCUACAUCAUCUCACCAGGAGUGACUAAGGUGGACUACGGGGACAUCUCGUCACGUAGCUCUUUGAGGCAGAGACUGCAGUGUAAGCCCUUCAGCUGGUACCUGGAGCAUAUCUACCCUGACUCUCAGAUCCCACGUCACUACUACUCACUGGGGGAGAUUCGUAACGUGGAAACGAACCAGUGUUUGGAUAACAUGGCACGAAAGGAGAAUGAAAAAGUGGGGAUAUUUAACUGCCACGGCAUGGGAGGCAACCAGGUGUUCUCGUACACGGCCAGUAAAGAGCUGAGGACCGAUGACCUGUGCCUGGACGUCUCCAAGCUAAACGGCCCGGUCAUGAUGCUCAAGUGCCACCACCUGAAAGGCAACCAGUUGUGGGAGUAUGACCCUCUGCGGCUGACUCUGGUGCAUGUGAACAGUAAUCAGUGCUUGGACAAGGCCUCGGAGGAGGACACGCAGGUGCCCAGCGUGAGGGACUGCAGCGGCAGCCGCUCCCAGCAGUGGCUGCUCCGCAAUGUCACACUCCCGGAGAUGAUCUGAGCGCGUGCGCACGUGCACAUACACGCACGUGCAUGCGCGCAACCCACGCCCACGCCGGGGAGACAGGGUGACCAAGGAGAGAAAGGAAGAAAGAGAGAGAGUGGGAGAGAUUUAGGACUGAGAUGUCUUGAACUCCUCUUUUUUUCCCCCUUCGGUGAUGGAAGAACAGAUCAGCCCAUUAUUUCACCCGAUAGAUAGAGAGAGACGGAGAGAGAGACUCUGUCGUUCGGUCGCUGCAAAGAGAGACAUCAGUUUGGUGCGCUCAUCGUCCUCCAAAGAGGAGCAUAUCAAUUAUGUUUACGAGACAGCCUUCCUUUGUGUGUGUGCGUGUGUGCGUGUGUGAGAGAGAAGUGAUAAUGUAUGCUGGAGUGUGUGUGCAUGUGUGUGCGUGUGUGAGAGAGAGAGGUGAUAAUGUAUGCUGGAGUGUGUGUGCAUGUGUGUGUGAGAAGGGGAGAGAGCGGAAGAGUCUCUUCCUUCGGUAUUUUUUAUUUAAACCUUUUUAACAUUUCAGAAGGAGAAGAGUGAGCAGAAAUGAAGUGUGUGUGUGUCCGGGUGUGUGUCCGGGUGUGUGUCCGGGUGUGUGUGUGUGUGUGUGUGUGUGUGUGUGUGUGUGUGUGUGUUGGUGAAAUGCUAUGGAGACUUGCUCAUGAGAUGGACUGUGCAGGCCCCAGUGGACCCCUCCACUGAGCGAGGGCCAGUGGGGAGCUGAAGGACCUCCACACCAGAGGAACGGCUCCCCCUGUUGCUGGCACACAGAACUGCUAACCGGGUGACCUCACCUGUCAAUCAAACUCGAAUCCGCAGGAAGGCCGCCCAACCUGAGGAACUCAAAGCGUUGAUCAUCAGUUAGUUAAUCAAUCAAGCUAAAAUCACUGAUCAUUACACAAGGUGUCAGGCUCUGGACUAGUCCAGGACAAGAAUGACCCAAGCGGCUGGAUGGGAGCACUUCCAUAUUCAUGUGGAUGUUUGUUUUUCUGAGGUUUGUUUUUGUAAGUUACUGAUUUGGUGUUGAUGCCAGUGCCACGUAAGUGCUCAUAGUUUUGAUUUCAAGUGUUAACGUUGAGCUUCUCUGUUUACCUGUUUUGUUUUGUAUUAAUUUGUGGCCUCUGUCUUUGCCGAUGUGUGUAGCAUGUAAACACUUACACACACACACAUACUGUAUUAUGUGCACACAUACACACACACAUACACAGAGAGGUCCGUGUCUUCCAGGUGACCUUAGCACUUCCCUCUUAAAGUCAAUUACUCAAUUGUUAGACUUGCUGUCAUAUCAUUUAUUAUCACCAUUACGGAAACAGUGUUUGCAUGUUUUCUCUCUCUGUGUGUGUGUGUAUGUGCACGUGCACGUGUGCGCACAUAUUCACUCAAGGAUACAUGCGUGAAUGUGUGUUUGUUUGUGUGUGUGUGUGUGUGUUUGUGCACACACCAUGGACUGAUCACUCUAAAGAGAUUCAUUCUUUACCUUUUUCCGUUGAUAUUUCAUUUUGGUUUACUUUGUGUCAUUUUUGGUUUGUUUACAUGUGUGUGUGUGUGUGUGUGUGUGUGUAUGUGUGUGUGAGUCUGUGUGUGUGUAUGCAUGUGUCUGAUUUUCUCAUAUCUGCCCAGUGUGGCACUCGCAGCAUGUGUUGUGGUGUCGCCCUGUGGGUCUGUGGGAGUGAGCUUAUGAGUGGAUGACUUGAUACGUAGGUGGACGUCUGCUUGUCCUCCCCCCUGACCUCUCGUGACCUCUGGCGUGUAUGAGGAGCGCCCCCGCGCAUGGCACUGAGUCUCCUCCUCUGCAGGAGGAGCUCUGAACUCUCUGAACUCUCUCUUGCCCCGUAAGACUAAAGCUUCUUAUGCCACUGCUCCGUGGAGCUCUAUUUGAUCAGCACUCAGAUUUGAGACUGUUGGAAGCCCCCAUUUCUCUCAGCAGAAAAAACCCUUCAAUCUUAAAGAACAGAACACUCCGUAAGAGCGACUGGCUGUAAAAUCAGCCGAAUGGUACUCACUGUUAGCUUUUUCAUUUUUAAACAUAAUCGAUCUUUAAAAUGGCAUUAUUUGAAUUAUUCCCAUUGGCCAGUUCACGUGGCUUGAAACGGUAAAAGUGGUUGCAGUAAGACGACACUCUACAGGAAUGUCAGGAGAAAGGGCACGGGGGGAAAAACAUGAUGUCACAGUGACACAGCAGAGACGCAGAUCAAGUUUACGCCAGGAGCCAGGGAGGCAGGAUCCCUCUGACUUGGCUCAGCUGACAAGGUCCUGGAGGUCAAGUGAUAUCAGUUUGCGCAGUCUUUCAUUUCAGUCAUGGUCUUUCAUUUCAGUCCUGUAUGUUUUGUGGUUUUGAACAUCACUGUUGAACAUUUUUGGCACUUACAAGUAAAUACAAACCAUACAAAAUAGACAAAAUUACUUUGAGUGACCCUGGCUUUGAGUACGAGUAUGACACUCAUGUAGUAUUUGCCACUGACCACACUGACUUCAAUGGUGCCAUUUAGAACUAUGAUUUACAAAGCAAACAUGGCAGCGCCCAGUGUGUUUGUUUGAGUGACUGGCCCUGUACUUUACUAGAGAUGCUAACGCUACCGCUAAUGCACAGCUUCCUCCAAUCUAAUGAUACCUCUGUGCUUCAGGCAGCCCACCGCCCCCGUACAUCUCCACUGUGCGCAUGAGUGUGUGUGUCUGUGUGAAUGUCGAGUGUGUCUGUCAUAGUUUUUUUAUAGGAAAUGGAGGGAUGUGUUGAGGAGGUAGGAAGAGGAGAUGAUUGAGGAGUGCUCUCUAGGCUGGAGUGAUCCACGGGCUGGAGAAAUAAAAACCGUUUACACACA